Messenger RNA from Mustela erminea (ermine), 4401 nucleotides. It is a transcript of the gene IL20RB, whose product is annotated as interleukin 20 receptor subunit beta. The record is from RefSeq and is a predicted model, not a curated record. Gene Ontology annotation, molecular function: interleukin-20 binding. Lineage: Eukaryota; Metazoa; Chordata; Mammalia; Carnivora; Mustelidae. The transcript has 8 exons. Bases 1454 to 2338 code for a protein of 294 amino acids.
UCUCCCUCUUGCACUCUCAUUUUCUCCCUUUCUCUCACUGUCUAAAAUAAGUCUUCACAUUAAAACAAACAGACGAAGAGUUCUGGGAAGAGUGGAUUUACAGAAAUUUUCUUCCAUAUGUGAGAAGACACUUAGCCAUCAAUUUAAACACCGAUAACACACAGAACCCUGCCCAACCCACUUGUAUAAAUAACUUCUCCAAAAUCUUGGAAGAAGUUAUUUGAGAACUGAAGUUUAGUAAUGAAAGGCUGUUGUUGCAGUAUCUAUCAAUUGGUCAUAGGUCCUUAGGAUUCAUUUGAAUAUGUAUGAACACAUUUACAUCACAGUAACAGAUACCUAGCACAAUUAAAGACCAUGUCACGUAUAUAUCACUAAAAACAGGAAAGCUAACUAAUCCAUUGCUAUUGCUGGCAGAUGAGCAACUUGGGUUGGUAGAAAAAGGCCAUCCUUAUAGGUGCAGGGCACAUAAAUUAUCUCCAACUUCAAGCUCUCAUUUUGUCUUCUAAUCCAGAGAUUACAAAGACACAGGGGAACUACUGUCAGUGUAGAUAAUUCUGUGAGAAUUAGGAAAAGGCACCUCUUAACCUCCAUACCCUGCCCCUCUCCCACAUCUUGGAUAGGGUAUAACCAAAUAGAACCACAGUAAAGCCCACAUAGUACAAAAGUAAUUGUUCAUAUUUAAAAAUUGGGGAAUUUCACAAAAUAUUUAGAGUUUUGAUUUCCCCUGAAUAAUAAGCUGACAGUACUGGAGUUGAAUUCCCACAAGGUGACUAUUGGAUGGAACCUAAUAUAAAUGGUUUCCUUAUGUUACUAAUGUACAUGGUUAAAAAGAAGAAUUGUAAAAAUACCUUUUCCAACCCUUACCUCCCUAGUUCACAUCUCCAAAUGCAGUUGUAGUUAAUUCCUAUCUUAUAAUGUGGAUGUUUUGGUUUAGAAUCUGGAAACUUAUUUUUCAGAAACAGCUCAGAUGCAAUGUCCAAAUCAACAAAUUAGGAAUGUAGCAUUACAGCAUGAUUUAACCUUUCCACUUUAAUAUUUUGCUCCAAGAAAAGGGGGCCCUUUGUAUUCUUGUGUAUAUAGAUACAUAUACAGAGAUAGAUCUUUUUUAACUGUUUCCAAGUGGCUUCACAGUUACAAUCACUUUUUCCUUAAAGGAUAUUGAUAAAAGAGAGAUGACAUCUUCAUUUUAUGUUCGGAACAGCAUCCAGUGGACUUUCUAAAAAAUGCAACCUUACUGCUGGGGAAAACCAUUAUUUGAUUCUACUGUGAAGCAAGAACAAUUCAGUCUUCACGGCAAUUCAAACCUCAGCUCCAACACCUGCAUUCUGAAGCAAGGAUGGCUGAGAUGGACAGAAUGCUUCAUUCUGGAAGGAAACAAUAUUCCAGGUCAAGCUGAAUCUGCCAAACACAGACCCUCUCUGUGGUUUUAGAAGAAGUCUUGACAAAUCUUAUCAUGUGGUUUUUCUACGCCUUGAUUCCUUGUUUACUCGUAGAUGGAGUGGCCAUCCUGCCUGCCCCUCAGAACCUCUCUGUACACUCAACCAACAUGAAGCAUCUCUUGAUGUGGAGCCCAGUGGUUGUGCCUGGAGAAAUAAUACACUAUUUUGUCGAGUACCAGGGAGAGUAUGAGAGCCUGUACAUGAGUCACAUCUGGAUCCCCAGCAGCUGGGGCUCACCCACUGAAGAUCCUGAAUGUGACAUCACUGAUGACAUCACUGCUACUGUGCCAUACAACCUCCGUGUCAGGGCCAGCCUCGGCUCACAGACCUCAGCCUGGAGCACCCUGCAGCAUCCUUUUAACCGAAACUCAACCAUCCUCACACCACCUGUGAUGGAGGUCACCAAGGACGGCUUCCACCUGGUUAUUAAGCUGGAAGACCUGGGGCCCCAGUUUGAGUUCCUCGUGGCUUACUGGAGGAGGGAGCCUGGUGCCAAGGAACAUGUCAAAGUGGUGAGGAGCAGGGGCAUUCCAGUGCACCUGGAAACCAUGGAACCUGGAGUCCCAUACUGCGUGAAGGUCCGGACGUUGGUGAAGGCCAUUGGGAGGCACAGCCCUUUCAGCCAGGCGGAGUGUGUCAAGGUGCAAGGAGAGACCCUCCCCCUGGCACUGGCCCUGUUUGCAUUUGUUGGCUUCAUGCUCAUCCUUGUGGUGGUGCCCCUUUCCAUCUGGAAAAUGGGCCGGCUGCUCCAGUACUCCUGUUGUCCCGUGGUGGUGCUCCCCGACACCUUGAAAAUAACCAAUUCACCCCAGAAGUUAAUCAGCUGCAGAAGGGAAGAAGUGGAACCCUGUGCCAUAGCUGUGCUGUCUUCUGAGGAACCCUUCAGGGCCUGGCUUUAGCAGCCUUGGGGAGGGCCCAGCGGAAACUCAGACUCCGGUUGGCACAGCACAACAGCCAUGAGGGGAGAGACCAUGUAUCUAUUUUCCUCCAUGGACAGAGGACAAGAAAAGCAAGAGGAGCCUGGUGUGUCCAUGUCUAGAGGCAACUGUCUGAAGCAGACUGGUUUGGCAGACAAAGCAAGAAGUGGGGGUCAGGAGAUGUGACCUCUAGAACUGUCUGCCAUUCACUGACUGAAUGACCCUAGAGAAAGUGGCUUGGUUUCUCUGGUCCUCAGUUUUCUCACCUAGAAAGGGAGAAUUAAACAUAAAACCAUCAAUCCACUGUAUCUCUCUGGCCCUUGCAGAGAUUUGGGAAAUUGGCAGCGCUGUACAUUGGGAUUGGUUCAACUUUUCGGCAGAACAGUAUAUAAAUUGCAACAAGAAUGAUAAAAACUCUUUACACCAGUUGGCUUGGAGAGCCACUUUCCUAAAGGAAAACUUGAUGGGGAAAGGAAGGAUGAGUACAACAGUGUUGACUUCACUUCAAACCACAUGUCUGUGCAGAGGUCAAUGGCUCAGCCAGCGCUACAACACAUGACCUAGAAAGAGGUCACAGGCCCAUGGAAAAUGGGCAGUGCUGUGCAUACAAGAGAUAUUGUAAAGGGUAAAUAACACACGCACACUGAGGGCAGCAGGUAGAAGGUAUGUGUAUGAGGAGAGGAGAAUGCCGAAGGAUGUUGAUAAUAAACGUGGUGUUUGCUGUGUUCCUUUUACCUGUAGAGUUGUUAAAGUAUAGAAUUAAAAAUAAAAAGGGGUCACCUUCGGUAAUCCUUUUGGUUUCUUCCAAAAAAGCGGUCUUUGGGGUUCUAGUUACAUCAUCAACCUUGUGUCCAGGGAGGCUCCUGAAGGCCACCAUUGGCCAGGAGUUGUGGAGGUGACCCCAGGUAGGGGAUGUGGCCGGAAAGGAGAAUCCUGACUGGUGCAGCUGGCCAAAGCCUCACCUGGUCAGGGUGCUCCACAGGAAGUCCCUUGGGGGUACUUCUCCUCCCUAAGACAGCUCACUCAGGGUGUCCUCAGUGCCUUCUAGCAUGCUCAUCCGGGACCCACUUUUGGAAGCCUCUUCCUGCCCCUCUCCCAACCAGGUGAGGAAGAGUCAGGGCUAGGGAAGGAAUGGAGAGGUAAGUCUCUUGAGAAGUGAAGGGAUUAAUGGGCAAGGCCUGUGCGUUCCUUCUUAACCCCCAGCUUUGGAGCCUCUGAGUUGGUUUGUCUCCACACCAACUUCCAGGACCCCUUCCAGCCAGCCCAGAGGUGGGGACAAUGUAACUACUUCAACCAGGUGUUUCUCCUACAAAAGAGAGGCCUACAACCCCCGCUCUCUACCCUAGUGGGGUCUCAAGGAGCCAGAGGGUGCGCUCUCCAGGAGGAUGAUACUGUCGAAGAUCUUGCCUUUGUACAAUUUGUAUGCUUCCGUGUUGUUGGAUUUCUUCAUGAAAAGUAUGUGUUAAUUUUACAUUUAGCCUAAACUGGACAUAUUUUCAAUGUGCAAAAAUAAAGGCUAUACUACUGUACCGGCCAUCACUUUCCCUUGUCCCACUUCUUGCUCCUCCCCCCUGGGGCUGUUGUCCCUCUGUCACCUAUCCAGGACUAGAACCCAGAAAUCACCCUUGAUUUCCCCCUGCCUGAAUCCCUCUCACAAUUUGUCCCAGUGCUCAUCCAUUUCUCCUAGCAUAUAUAUGUAUAUAAAAAAUUAUCUCAAUUAUUCUGUUGUCAUCCCAGUUCCCAAACAAGCAUUUACUGGGGUCCAACCAUGCAAAGACAUUGAGCUAGUUCCUCAUAGAGGGGGCUCCCUCCUCUGUAGCUGGUUAUUCCCUCCUGGAGUGCUUAUAUCCUGACUCCACAGGCCUCCUCUCUUUUUGCCCCCAUCACCUGGCUCUUUAAAUUAUGACACUUUAAGGAGUGAAAAGGGGCACAGUCAAUAACUACAACAGAACAGGAAGAACACGCAUCUUUGCACUCAGUGCCCAUAGAGAGCCCCUGCCCCCAGAACCAAGCCCACCUCUCAGCCCUGUCCUCAGGGAAAGCUG